GGACAUUAUGCAGACAACAACGACACUCACUCUACUCUAAAUUACUGCUAGCUGUUGUCAAGUUAGUGGGGUGCUAGUGGUGGAUGAUGCUCGUGGCCACUAGUCGUCGGUGGCGCUACCGUCCCAUGCUCUCAGCGUUGCUGACCCAGCCUGGCUGAUCAUCGCUGAUAAAUCCAUGCCCCUCCUGACUUGCGCUGUCAUAGCACAUACUUGCAUAUUCAUCGUUUGUUGUCAGUCAGGAAGGAAGCGAAGGAGGAAGAUUUCGUGAUUUGUGUUUGGCAAUUGCGUUUGGAAGCGUUGCUCUUUUGAUGCCGGUAAUAGUUGGGUUUUUUUCAGUUUUUGAGAAGGCGAGUUUCAAUAAGGUAGCAGAGGUGGUGGUGUUUGGAUUUUUUGCCUGUCUCGUGGAGAACGAGCUUUGUUUGGGAUUAACAGGUUGGAGCGAUUGCUGGGUGUUGCAACGAAAGGAGUUGGUUGGGGAUUUUGGGUGAGACCCAGCGGUUGCGGAUUGGACUUUGGAUUAGAGGGAGGUUGUAUGUGCUGAUCGUGAUUGUUAUGGGAGGGGGUGCGGGUGCGCGGAUUGUCCAUGGAUCCAUUGCAGCGGGCGCGGCAAUCUUGGCGGCCGCAUCUGCGACGGUGAACAUUCCUGAUAAGCUGCACCUAAAAGCCACGCCCAUCCUGUAUUACGCGGUUCCGAUGUCAAUGCCUCUUCCGCCUCUGUCCGCACCAUUGGGCUCGUGCGGAUGCGGUGAUGGCGCAUCCUUUUCUGUGUCGAUGCCGCAGGUCUUGCCUCCGAAAGGUUGCGCCGCGCAGCUCUUGCCGUCUGCCUCUUCGGUCUCUCCGCCGCGUGCGUUUGCUGGACCGGGAGGUGACUCUUCCUCUGCUCGUUCUCCUUUCGCGUCAUCUUCCUUCUCCCUUGCGCAAGGUGCAUCGGGUGUGUCUUCUCUUUUAGCCUCGUCGCGACGGGUUCUCUCUCACCUUUCUCCAGUCUACCUUGCGACGUCCGUUGUGCCACCCUCCUCUGCAACGCACUCUGCGUUGUUUCCGAGCAUGACUGCCGCGACUCCUCCGUCACUGGUGCCUUUCUCUUUCUCAGCCCCGGGAUUGUAUUCCACGCCGGUGACUCAGAAGCUCAUUUCGGCCAGGAUUCAGGGUUGGAAGCAGUCUGAAAAUUCUGUUUACUCUUCGACCUUGCCCUGUUAUUCCCUCGAUGAACAGUACAUUGCGCAGACGGGUUCUUCGACGUAUCUGGAAUCUCUCCUUUCAACCCUUGUGUCUGUCCAAUUCCCCCGACCAAAUAAUUUUUCUACCCAGCCAUCGGAGUCUCUCCAUACAUGGCACGUUCCCACAAACGAAAACUCGAAGCUGGGUAACCGCGAUGGUCUUGAGGAUGCUCGUGUGAAGAGACCGGUCCUUACUGUGGUGCUUUUAGGAUGGCUGGGCGCCCAACAGAAGCAUCUGAAAAAGUACGCAGAGUGGUACAACGCUAGAGGAAUCCAUGCUGUUACUUUUUUAAUUCCCAUGACGGAUAUACUAAGCUUCAAGGUGGAAAAGAAUGCGGAAGAGCAUGUGAAUUCAUUGGCACGUCAUCUUUCUCAGUGGCUGUCCGAUCAAGGCGAGCAUGCGGAUAUAGAGGGUGACAAGCAGCUUAUGUUUCACACUUUCAGCAACACUGGCUGGUUGACAUAUGGGAUUAUUCUGGAGAAGAUGCAGGAGCAAGGACAUUUCUUAGAGAAAAUCGCCGGGUGUGUUGUUGAUUCCGCACCUGUUGCUGACCCAGAUCCUCAGGUGUGGGCAUCAGGCUUUUCAGCAGCACUUCUAAAGAAGCGAAGUAGUGCAACGCAGCCAGGCUUUUCAAAUCGUGAAGUGGAGGAAGGUAUAACAGUGGAAGCUUCAUCUCAGGGCACCAUUGUCAAUUCAGAAGCGAAGAGAGCCAAUGGCCUUGAAAUAGCGGUUCUACCCCUUUUAGAAGCAUUCUUUUCCCUCUUCUUGAAGCUGCCUGCCAUCGACCAGCGAUUAUCACAGGUGGUAAAUGUUCUUCAGAAGAAGCAGCCCGCAUGCCCACAACUUUAUAUUUACAGUACCGCUGACAAGGUUAUACCAGUAAAAGCUGUUGAAGCAUUUAUUGAAGAGCAACGAAAGUCAGGGCGAGUGGUAAGGGCUUGUAAUCUACAGUCUUCACCUCAUGUUGACCAUUUCCGAAGCCACCCGCAGGUUUACAGUGAGCAACUGAGUAAUUUCCUGAAAGAGGUCUUACCAUCAGCGCAGGUACAUGCAGAUGCUCGUUAGAUUCCCCCAUUCCAAGUUUUUGUCACCGUCCACCCAUGGAAUGCAGGUUUAGAUAGAUAUAAGAUUUAGAAAAUCCUCUGGGUUCUGGUAAUUAUCAGAUUCCCACGUCUGUCUGAUGUCAAGAGGUUCAGCAGUCGGGAUUUGCGAAUUGCAGUAGAAAAGAUUGAUGCAUACGAUGAAGAUUUUUUAGCUGAUAUGUAGAGAAGCCCAAAGAUGAGUAUUGUUGUGGGCAGCGGCUGGAGACCAAGUCAUUAUGCAGUAUUUUUGACACCGAGAUCGUCUAUUGAAAGCAGGACUAUGGUAUCUGCUUGGUGUAUUUUUAUCCUUAAUAGGCUCAAUUGUAAUGAAAGAGUUUAGAGAGUGUAGAUAACCUGGGUUAUUCCAAGCAUCCAUGAUUCUUUUGAAGUCAUGACAUUGAUGUUGUUAUUCUUACCGCUACUCCUAUUGAGUACUGGAUUACUUGAUAAUGAAAAACUGAUUCACAACGCAAAA
Physcomitrium patens is the source of this 2778-nucleotide messenger RNA. RefSeq lists its product as uncharacterized. The record is from RefSeq and is a predicted model, not a curated record. Lineage: Eukaryota; Viridiplantae; Streptophyta; Bryopsida; Funariales; Funariaceae.